Leucoraja erinaceus (little skate) is the source of this 1697-nucleotide messenger RNA. RefSeq names its product twist-related protein-like. Gene Ontology annotation, biological process: regulation of transcription by RNA polymerase II; developmental process. The transcript has 2 exons. Bases 141 to 497 code for a protein of 118 amino acids. NCBI's taxonomy places the organism in Eukaryota, Metazoa, Chordata, Chondrichthyes, Rajiformes, Rajidae. Gene Ontology annotation, molecular function: DNA-binding transcription factor activity, RNA polymerase II-specific; RNA polymerase II transcription regulatory region sequence-specific DNA binding; protein dimerization activity. The record is from RefSeq and is a predicted model, not a curated record.
AAAAGUUUCUAACUCAGACCAGUCUCUCAGAGGUCAUCGUUUGGAUAAAUUCAACUCGCUUUGAUAAUUCAUUAUACUAAAUAAGCUCCGGUACCCGCCUCGCGUCCGACAGCUGGCAACCCUCCCACUUGUUCAAACCAAUGUUAGAGGCGAUCAUGCAAGACGAAGAGAAUUCCUCAGUCUCUCCCAUAGAGAGCCUGAGCAACAGCGAGGACGAGGAGGAUAGGCAGCAGAAGAAGAGUGUCAGAAAGAGGCGACCCAGCAGGAAAUCUGGCGAGGAAACCGACAGCCCUGCGUCUGGGAAAAGAGGCAAGAAAACGGACGGUAGCCCGCAGUCCUUCGAAGAACUGCAAACCCAGAGGGUCAUGGCCAAUGUAAGGGAGCGCCAGAGGACACAGUCUCUAAACGAAGCCUUCUCUGCCCUGCGCAAAAUUAUCCCGACCCUUCCAUCGGACAAACUGAGCAAAAUCCAGACCCUCAAACUGGCAGCGAGGUGAACGAGAUUUGUCACAAAGGGCCAACCGCCGGACUAGACAACACGAGUUUGACGUCUGGAUACUUAAAACACGUUGAUCCUUACCGUUGAGGGAUAAUGAGAGAAGAGCAAAACAAAAACCAGUGGAAAGGGUGUGGGGAGCACUUACAGAAAACGAGCCGUGGACGUGGACCCAUCCAAUCGUGCGGCUGGACAAUCAUUUGUACUUCUGAGGUGUAUUUUUGCCAUUCACAUCAUUUUAUCCUGACGAUGAAUGUUGUUGGAACUCAUUCCUUCAUUUACUAUGCAUGCCUUCAACAAUCAUGUCUAUAACUGCUAUUGAGGACGCAGGAAAGUUGAAUCCUUUUAUUUCUGUUUUCCAAACUGAUAACGUGAACAGGUCUAGAGUGACAACGAGUUUAUAACAAAAAGGACCAAACUGUUAUGCAGUUGGUUAGUCUUUCCUUUCUCGAGAAACAUUUAUUUAUUUAUUGAUGUGCCAUGUUUCAAUGCAUAAAGAUCUGGUGUCCAAAUGCAUUCAUAUUUUGUCAUUGUUAUGUAAAUACCUUUGUAUAUUUUCUGCAAUAAAUACCUACGAUCUAAACUUUAAGGUAGUUAUAUACAUAUAAAUUUUAAUUUGAUUUAUAUUUAAGGGAUACAUUUGAUGAUGCAUAUGUGUUUCUAGUGAAUUGUUACGGCCCCCAGGAGACAGUGGGAUCUAACAAACGGUGUAGAAAAGACAAACAGAACGGCUACUGCCAAAGACCGGCGAGCUAGAAUGAGAGGGGGAAUGUUUUACCGCCGUCUCGCACGGACUGAUUCUUGAACUUCCAGGGAGGAAGAGAGAGAGAGGGAGAGAAAGUAAUCAAAAACAUUCACAACAAUGUUACGUUGCUUCGAAUUCUGGAUUCUUGUUAAUACUGUAGUGUUUGGACUUAACUCUAAGCUGUGAACGGAUUGUUUGAUUAGCGAUUCGUGUCCGAUUGUUUGUCUGUGUAAACUAAAUUAGUUCAUGAAUUCCGAAGAUAUUAUAAAUGAAAGACACCUUUUUUUUUUAACAGAUUGAUAUUCACAUAUUGUUAAUGUGCCGUGGAGCAUAAACAUUCAUACAUCCUAAAACGCACGUGACAAAGUAAUCUAAUUGAAAGGAAAUUGGCUGCAUUGUUCUAAACGAUUAAAGAGAAUUAUGUAGACAGAAAUAAAUAUGUCUUUUAAUACGAAA